This is a messenger RNA of Myxocyprinus asiaticus (Chinese sucker), 1613 nucleotides long. RefSeq lists its product as uncharacterized. The coding region runs from base 111 to 1031 and encodes 306 amino acids. The record is from RefSeq and is a predicted model, not a curated record. The transcript has 7 exons. Lineage: Eukaryota; Metazoa; Chordata; Actinopteri; Cypriniformes; Catostomidae.
UUGACGCAAGCGCCGCCUUCUUCCGCGCUCAUAAAUUGUGUUUACAAACUUUCGUUCUGCCAGAAGUUGUUUUCAAGCGCAGAAGUCAAGAGAGUCACGCAUCCUUCAAAAUGAGAGCCUACAUUUUCCUCGUAGUGCUGGCGCUCACCUAUCUACAAAGCUCCAAUGCUUCUUUGGUCAUAAAAGGUCCAUCCGAGCAGAUUUUGGAAGGACAGGAUGUGACGCUGGAGUGUGUGGACACAGACUCUGAGUUGAAUAUAAGCUCAGUGCACUUUGAGAGGUUCUCUAAGUACAUGAAGAGGUGGUACCGACUCGAGUCAGAUCAGGUGUAUUUCUACCGCCGCUGUUUCCUGUAUGAUGUGGAUGUGAGAAGAGAGGAGGGCAGACUGCUCCUCUUCAUCUCCAGCAUCCAGUCAUGGUCUGAGGGUCCAUACCGCUGUAUCUCCGAGAAUUCUUCUGCACCAGACAACACCUCCCAGCCCCUCACCAUCCCCAUUCACUAUAUGCGAGAGGUGUCGGUGCACAGGGCUGGUUUAGGCUACUUAACCCGUUAUUUCAACUCUGUGCAGGACCUAAAAGUAAGAUCAGGGGAUGAUGUGGAGCUGGAAUGUUCCACCUCUGCUUCUGAGACACCUGAGUACUUCUGGGCCAAAGAGGGAGAAGACUGGAUUUUGCCCUCCAAUAAGUUGAAGUUGGAGCAGGUGAGGGCCAUGGAUGGAGGGAGAUACACCUGUACGGCUCAGUCCCCCACUAUGCAAUCCCUCAUGAAGAAACGCACAAUCAACGUCACUGUUUUGCCAGAGGAUGCAGCAUGGUAUGAGUCAACCACUGAUCACGUUGCUCUCAUGGCAUCUGCUGCAGGAUUGCUCCUUCUGGUGAUUAUACUAUCCAUGACCGCCUACCUCUGCCACCGAGCCAAACAGAGGAAGAGCAAGGGACCCAUUGAUGACCGCUCCCAGAAGAAACCCAUCUACAGAACCAGUGUGGAGUCCCUGCCCUCCACCGUGUCUGACAAGCAGCCACUGGUGUAGAGUGAGAUUGAUGGAGGACCAGAGUGAGGAGAGAAUAGAAGACAAGAGAAAAACUAUAAGGGAAUAUUACGUGAAAGAGACUAGACAGCUUUUGUUCACAGAUUUUAUUAUGCCAUGGGGUCUUUACUCAUAUAUAUUAUUAGAAGACUGUCUAUGUAGUGAAAUGAAAAAUACAAAGAUGACUGUUUUUCCACAGUGGGUCCUUUCUAGAGUGUUUACCAGUGCUUUUCAAGAAAAGGUGUGCAAUUUUCUCUGUAUUGAUUCAACAACCCAGCAAAAUUGAGAAAUGCUUAAAGAUGCUUUAUGGGUUGACCUUCACUGAUUCCUUUUUUAAUUUUUUAGGGAAAUCACUGUCUGCAGGGGAUCAGAUCAUUUAUUCAGAUAGAAAAUUUUGGGGGGGGGGGGUUUGCUUUACAUAAAUGUAUAAUGUUCUGUUUUGCUUUAAAGGAGCAUAGAUAAGAUCCCGACUAACACUGAACCAGUUACUUUUGAGCUCUUUGAAACUCUUGCACUUUUUGCACAAGUUUGAUUUUCCCUGUGUAUCUUUGAAUUUAAAGCUUUUAAACUGAUUUUACAACAUAA